GAAGGUUCAGGCCGUUGCACUGGUCUGCCCACGGAAGAUGGCGCAGAACUCGGCUUCGGCCCAGCAGCCUGAUCCCGACUGGAGUGCCGCCGUCCGCCCGCUUCUCGCUGCUUCCUAUUCCACCUUUGAGCCGCGAGAUAUUUCUCAGCUCUUCAGCUCGGUCAUAAACAGUGAGAAGGAGAUUCUGCAUCAUGAGAAACAUUAUGAGCCAUUCUACUCAUCAUUUGUGGCUUUGUCUGCACAUUACAUAUCAACAGUCUGUGCACAAAUUCCUAGGAAUCAACUACUAUCUGUUGCUGCUGCAUGUAAAGUCCUGAUAGAAUUCUCAUUGAUGCGUCUUGAGAAUCCAGAUGAAGCAUGUGCUGUUUCGCAGAAACACUUGAUCCUCUUGAUCAAGGGCCUUUGCACUGGCUGUAGCCGACUGGACAGGACUGAGAUAAUUACUUUCACAGCGAUGAUGAAGUCAGCCAAACUGCCGAAGACAGUAAAGACUCUCUCAGAUGUGGAGGAUCAGAAAGAGCCUGUCCCUCCAUUGACACCGGAACUACGACAAAAGGAGGUGCAAAUGAAUUUCUUGAACCAAUUGACUUCCGUUUUCAACCCAGAUGUAUCAACCUCAUCUGCCCCUCCUCCUGUGGCUCAGGCGGAUGGAGAAAAUGUUGAACAGACAGCAGCAGACCAAGUAACUGUUACUAAGAUGAAAAAUGCAUUUAUUGCACAGAAUGUAUCCAGUUUACAAGCAUUGGGAGGCUCUGAGAAGCUGUUACGUGUCUGCUUAAACCUUCCCUACUUCCUGCGAUACAUCAACCGUUUCCAGGAUGCUGUUUCUGCCAACUCCUUUUUCAUUAUGCCUGCUACAGUUGCAGAUGCAACUGCAGUACGAAAUGGAUUCCAUUCCUUGGUUAUUGAUGUUACUAUGGCACUGGACACACUCUCUCUGCCUGUUCUUGAACCUCUGACCCCUGAAAGACUACAGGAUGUAACUGUAUUGGCUUUGAGUUGUUUAUAUGCAGGAGUGAGUGUUGCAACAUGCAUGGCUAUUCUACAUGUAGGCAGCAGCUUGCAAGUUCGAUCAGGGUCGACCAGUAAAGAUGAAGACUAUGAAAAUGACGCAGCCACAAUCGUACAGAAAUGUUUGGAAAUUUAUGACAUGAUUGGCCAAGCUAUUAACAACUCACGACGUGCAGGUGGAGAGCAUUAUCAAAACUUUCAAUUACUGGGAGCUUGGUGCCUUCUGAAUAGCCUCUACUUGAUCCUGAAUCUCAGUCCUUCAGCACUGGCUGACAAGGGAAAAGAGAAAGAUCCACUGGCUGCUCUUCGAGUCCGUGAUAUUGCCGCACGUGCGAAAGAAGGAGCUGGGUCUCCCAAAUUAGCCCCAGUUAAAGGACACCAAGGAUUUGGCAUUCUGUCUGUGGUUCUUGCAAAUCAUGCUAUCAAACUGUUGACAUCACUUUUUCAGGAUCUACAAGUAGAGGCCCUUUACCAGGGCCGGAGAAGCGAUGGUCCACCUGCAGAGCUUAAUAUCAUGGCACAGAGCUCCUCCAUUCAGCGUGUACAGAGAUUAAUUGAAUCUGUUCCUCUCACAAACUUGCUUUUCACACUUUUGUCAACAUCUUACAGAAAGGCUUGUGUUCUUCAACGCCAACGCAAAGGCUCUGUGAGUAGUGAUGUCAGCGCGUCCACUGAUUCAAACACUUAUUAUGAAGAUGAUUUCAGCAGCACUGAAGAAGAUAGUAGUCAAGAUGAUGACAGUGAACCAAUUCUUGGCCAAUGGUUUGAAGAAACCAUCUCACCCAGUAAGGAAAAAUCAGCGCCGCCCCCUCCACCCCCACCACCUCCCCUUGAAAGUUCCCCACGGCUGAAGAGUCCAAAUAAACAGACUACUGGAGAGAAUGGCAACAUAUUAGCGAGUCGCAGAGACCCUGAGUUGUUUCUCAACCUUGCUUCAAGCAUCCUCAAUUUCAUUACAUCUUCAAUGCUGAACUCAAAGAACAACUUCAUCCGGAAUUACCUGAGUGUGUCUCUGACUGAACAACAUAUGAUGACACUAGCAAGCAUCAUCAAAGAUGUGGACAAAGAUGGAACCAAAGGAUCAUCAGAUGAGGAUUUUGCAGUGGCAUUGUAUCACUUCAACCAUUCAAUGGUUACCUCUGACCUUCCAUCACCAAUCCUGCAGAACACACUUCUGCAGCAGCUGGGGAUUGCCCCUUUUUCAGAGGGUCCGUGGCCUUUAUACGUCCAUUCGCAGAGCCUCUCUGUACUUUCACGCUUGUUACUAAUCUGGCAGCACAAAGCUAAGGCACAGGGUGAUCCAGAUGUCCCAGAGUGCAUGAAAAUCUGGGAAAGGUUUAUUGGGACACUAAAGCAGAAUAUAUUCCAGGGAGUAUUACCAACCGACUCCGAAGACCUAAAUGUUGAACAUCUUCAACUCCUGCUGCUAAUUUUCCAUAACUUCUCGGAGAAUGGCCGGCGCAUGGUGCUCACGAUGUGCGCACAAGUGAUUGUUGAAGUGGCAUCAAAGUCAGAGACUCAGCUUCGAUGUGUGCCACUGACACUUGCCAGAUUGCUGCUGGUUUUUGAAUAUGUCCUUCAGCAGUAUUCAAAAGUGCCAAUGUACCUAUUUGAACAGGUUCAGUACAAUCUACUAACUCCACCAGCUUGCACUGCUGGCACCAGUGCCAGUGGUACCCAGGAAUCUGGCCGGCGUCAUAUGCCAUUUUACCAUGGAUUUAAAGAGGUUGAAGAAAACUGGGCAAAACACAGUGGGACAGAGUCUGCACCUUUACCUAAAUUCUACAGCAUUCUUUCUCAUGAGACUUCUGGUGAUGACAGCAGCAAGCUAGAUGAGACGGUCUUUGAUGUUCUCUUUAGUGCUGCUUUAAAGUAUGAUGACCUAUAUGCAUCACUGAUCUUGUUACUAUCAGCUGGCUCGCAGUUUGAUGCUCUCAAGCGGGAAGAGCACAAGAAUGCAACACCUGUGGAGGCAUGCUCUGUUCAGUAUUAUUUCUUGAUUUUGUGGAGGAUCCUGGGAAUCAUGCCUCCAUCAAAAGCCUAUGUUAAUCAAGUGGCAAUGAAUACAACAGAGCUGAAUGAAUGUGACAUCCUGCAUACGCUCCGAUGGUCAUCACGCCUUUGUAUUGGCACUUACGCAACCUGGAUCAAGGAUCACCUGGUGCGACAGGGCAUGAAGCCAGACCAUGCUGAUUCACUGGUAGAGCUGGCCAUUACCAAAUGCAGUUCUGUGAAGUAUGAUGUAGAACUUGCAGAGGAGUAUGUUGCCAGGCAGGUAUCGUCCUGUUGUGGAAUUGAUGCAACUACUAUUCUCCCACUAAGUCGUCUCCCUAACAUGCAGACUAUCUAUACACUUGAUGCAGUCAUAUCAAAGGUCCAGGUUUCUUUGGAUGAGUACUUUUCCAAAGUGGCUGCAGAAACUGAUUCACACAAAACCUCUGAGAUCACAAAGAAUUUGCUUCCUGCAACUCUUCAGCUUAUUAGCAUGUAUGCUACCUUUGCCAGGUCAUAUCUACUGAGGAGCCUCUGUGAGGAGGGCUCAACUGAGAGCCCCACUGACGAGAAGCUGCAAGGUUAUGCAGCAGCACUGGCGAUUGGAUCUGCUCGUUGCAAGACUAACUCUGUUGCUCAAUUGGUAAUACAGAACCUACCAUCAGCUGUUCAGACACUGUGUGAAACAUGGAACAAUGUUCACACCAAUGAGUUUCCCAACAUCGGAUCAUGGCGGAAUGCGUUCGCAAAUGACAUCAUUCCUGCAGAGAGCUACAUUAGUGCCAUCCAGGCUGCACAUCUUGGCACAUUGUCAAAUCAGAGUCUGCCACUGGCUGCCUGCCUAAAGCACAUUCUACUGUCUCUGGUCAGGCUCACUGGUGACCUUAUAGUGUGGUGUCCUGAAGAAGUGAAUCCACCACAAGUUAUUCAUACAUUGUUGCCAUUGCUGUUGGAGACGAGCACAGAAAGUGUGUCGGAAAUCAGCUCUACUUCACUGGAACGGAUCCUGGGACCUGCAGAAUCUGAUGAGUUCCUUGCACGUAUCUAUGAGCGACUCAUCACCAGCUGCUAUAAUAUAAUUGCUCUCCACUCCGAUCCCAACAGUGGUCUUGAUGAAACUAUUUUGGAGGAGUGCUUGCAAUACCUGGAAAAGCAGCUGGAGAGCAGUCAGGCACGCAAAGCCAUGGAGGAAUUCUUCUCUGAACGUGGGGAACUGGUACAGAUCAUGAUGGCUACAGCCAAUGAGAACCUAUCAGCAAAAUUCUGUAACAGAGUGUUGAAGUUUUUCACAAAGCUCUUCCAGCUUGCGGAGAAGAGCCCAAACCCAAGUCUUCUACGUUUGUGUGGCUCAUUUGCACAACUGGCCUGCGUCGAACCCAGCCGCUUGCAAGCCUGGCUAACAAGAAUGACACAUGCACCCCCCAAGGACUCUGACCAGUUGGAGGUGGUACAAGAAAACAGACAACUUUUGCAGAUUCUGACUGCAUGUAUCGUUCGAGAAAACAGCCAAGUUGGAGAAGGUGUUUGUACAGUAUUACUCAACACGCUUAUUCCCAUGGCAACAGAAAUGUUGUCCAACGGUGAUGGAACUGGAUUCCCGGAGCUGAUGGUUGUUAUGGCAACAUUGGCUAGUGCUGGGCAGGGAGGAGGACACCUACAGCUUCACCGAGCAGCUGUGGACUGGUUAGAAAAGUGUAAGAAAUAUCUGUCCCAGAAGAAUGUCCUUGAGAAGGUGGGAGCGAAUGUAACCCAGGGGAAGCAUGUAGGUAUGCUUGACUGCUCCUGCCAUAUCAUGACUUAUCUCGCGGAUGUCAUGAAUGCCCUGAGACAGAGUAGUGGGCAAGGUUCAACACAUGUGCUAGUGGAUGGUGAAGAAAGAGCAAUAGAGGUUGAUUCUGAUUGGGUUGAAGAUCUAGCUGUGGAAGAAGAGGACUCGCAAGCGGAAGACUCGGAUGAAGAUUCCUUAUGUAACAAGCUCUGCACGUUCACAAUUACGCAGAAGGAAUUCAUGAAUCAGCACUGGUAUCAUUGCCACACUUGUAAGAUGGUGGAAGGAGUAGGUGUCUGCACCAUUUGUGCAAAAGUCUGUCAUAAAGAUCAUGAGAUAUCUUAUGCCAAAUAUGGAUCAUUCUUCUGUGAUUGUGGAGCAAAGGAAGAUGGGAGUUGUCAGGCUUUAGUAAAGCGGAGUCCAAGCAGUGGAAUCAGUUCUUCCAUGAAGGAAUCAUCUGCCUUCCAAAAUGAACCUCGUGUCCCAGAAAGUGCCUUGCGGCAUCAGAGCUCAUCUCCAGCAGACAAGUGCAAGGUGGUGAGUGCAGAUGGCAAGACCUGUGAAGAAGACAAGCCUAAGAAGAGUUCCUUGUGCAAACAGAUUGAGGGCUGCAGAGAGGAGCUGCAGAGCCAGGUGUCUGGCUGCUCCACUGCUGGAUUGGUCCUAGAUAUGCUUGUCUUUCUGAUGGAUGCAAUUCAGACAAACUUUCAACAAGCCUCAGCUGUUGGCAGCAGCAGCAGAGCCCAACAGGCGCUGGAUGAUCUGCACACAAUGGAGAAGAAUAUGGAAAUGACUGACCAGCUGAUGGUACGCCCUGGAACUGGAAAUGGAGUGUUAAGGGUUCCAACUCUGGGUUCUCAGGAAGGAGCCUUUGAAAAUGUGAGGAUGAACUACAGUGGGGAUCAGGGACAAACAAUUCGACAGCUAAUCAGUGCACAUGUGUUACGCCGCGUUGCUAUGUGCGUGCUCUCCUCUCCCCAUGGACGACGACAACACCUAGCUGUUAGCCAUGAGAAAGGAAAGAUCACAGUUCUCCAAUUAUCAGCUUUACUCAAACAGGCUGACUCAAGCAAACGUAAACUGACUCUAACUCGACUAGCUUCUGCUCCAGUUCCUUUCACUGUUCUGAGUUUGACUGGAAACCCAUGUAAUGAAGAUUAUCUUGCAGUGUGUGGUCUAAAGGACUGCCACGUUCUGACAUUCAGCAGCUCAGGAUCAGUGUCUGAUCACCUAGUUCUCCAUCCCCAACUUGCCACUGGCAAUUUCAUAAUUAAAGCAGUGUGGCUGCCAGGGUCACAAACAGAACUUGCGAUUAUAACAGCAGAUUUUGUCAAGGUGUAUGAUUUAUCCACUGAUGCUUUGAGUCCAAUGUACUACUUUCUUUUGCCAAGCUCAAAGAUUCGUGACACAACGUUUCUGUUCAACGAGGAAGGGAAAAGUAUUAUCGUUAUUAUGUCUUCAGCAGGUUAUAUGUACACACAAGUGAUGGAGGAAGCUAGCAGUGCUCAGCAUGGCCCAUUCUAUGUCACAAAUGUGUUUGAAAUCAUGCACGAGGAUCUGAAGGAUAAUAAUGGACAGGUUGCUGGUGGUGGUGUCUCAGUAUACUACUCCCAUGUUCUCCAAAUGCUGUUUUUUAGUUACAGUCAGGGCAAAUCCUUUGCAGCCAUGUUAAGCCGCACAACCCUGGAGGUGCAACGUCUUUUCCCUAUCAACUUGAAGAGUUCCAAUGGUGGAAGUGGAAAGACUGUUCCUGCCUUAUGCCAAUGGUCAGAAGUGAUGAACCAUCCUGGUCUUGUUUGCUGCGUCCAACAAACAACUGGAAUUCCACUUGUUAUAAUGGUCAAACCAGACACGUUCCUUAUCCAGGAAAUAAAAACCUUACCAGCCAAAGCCAAGAUUCAGGAUAUGGUUGCAAUUCGCCACACAGCCAGCAAUGAUCAGCAAAGAACCACAAUGAUACUUCUGUGUGAGGAUGGCAGCCUGAGAAUCUACAUGGCAAAUGUUGAGAACACCUCUUAUUGGUUACAGCCUUCACUCCAGCCAAGCAGUGUCAUCAGUAUUUUAAAACCUGUUCGCAAGCGCAAGGCUGCAGCUGCCACAACACGUACCUCCAGUCAGGUUACAUUUCCAAUUGAUUUUUUUGAACACAACCAGCAGCUGACUGAUGUUGAAUUUGGGGGCAAUGACUUGCUACAGGUGUACAAUAUGCAACAGAUUAAGCAUCGGUUGAACUCCACAGGCAUGUAUGUGGCCAGCACGAAGCCAGGUGGGUUCACAGUGGAAGGCGUUAACAACAAUGCCACCAUGGUCAUGACUGGGAUGCGUAUCCAGGUUGGGACACAGGCAAUUGAGAGAGCUCCAUCCUAUAUUGAGAUUUUUGGUCGUACUAUGCAGUUGAACAUGACAAGAGCUCGUUGGUUUGAUUACCCAUUCACACGUGAAGAGGCACUACAGGCUGAUAAGAAGCUAACCAUUUUUGUUGGUGCAUCAGUAGAUCCUGCAGGGGUUACAAUGGUUGAUUCAAUAAAAAUAUAUGGAAAAACAAAGGAGCAAUUUGGUUGGCCUGAUGAGCCUCCAGAGGAUUUCCCAUCAGCUGCUGUAAAUAAUGUCUCUGCUCCGAGUGUCAGCCAGAGUAGCACCACUGGAGAAGUGGACUCAGCUACUCCAUCCUCCACCAGUGGUUCUGUCCUUGAGAGUUGUGAAACUGAAUCCCUAAGCUCCUUAGACCGGCUGGUGGUAAGCUCCAUGGAGGUUCUGGAAAGCUGCUUUGCUGUUGGAUGCUCAAUUGAAAAGGAAAAGAAUAAGCAGACAGCAUUAGAAAUGGCCACAACGUUGUUAUCAAUGCCAACUCCUUCCAGUGUUCAACAGCAAACUAAGAGUCUGCUAGCGAGUCUUCACAACAGUCGUGGCAGUUAUCACAAUCAUAAGGAUCAGGCUUUGCUGAAUAAUGCUGUGCACAUUCUUAAUACUUGGAAUAAAGAUGGUCGUGAUCUUGACCCAGAAGUGUUCCAACGACUAAUAAUCACAGCUCGUUCAAUCGCCAUGAUGCGACCCAAUAAUCUUGUGCACUUCACUGAGGUGAAAACAUCACAGUCUGAUAAAGAGGGAACGGACGAACGAGAUCAUGUCCACAGGAGCGCAGAAGCUGAAGGCUGCAGUUUUAUUAUGCAGUUAGUUUCUCAUUUCUGGAGACUCCAUGCAUCCAAGCCUAAGAAUGCAUUCCUGGCUCCUGCUUGCCUACCUGGUCUGACUCACAUUGAGGCAACAGUGAAUGCUUUGAUUGACAUUAUUCAUGGUUAUUGCACUUGUGAGCUGGACUACAUAAAUGCUGCUGCAAAAGUUUACAUGCAGAUGCUGCUGUGUCCUGAUCACUCAGUGAGUUUUGCUUGCAAGCAGGCACUGAUACGUGUGUUGAGACCACGGAGCAAACGCAGGCAUGUCACCCUACCAUCCCCUCCCCGCAGCAACACCCCAAUGGGUGAUAAAGAUGACGAUGACGAUGAUGAUGCUGAUGAUAAAAUGCAACCAUCAGGAAUGCCAGGCAGUGAAAAUAUCCGUCAAGAAAGUCAGGAACAAAGUGAAGUGGAUCAUGGAGACUUUGAAAUGGUGUCGGAAUCGAUGGUUUUAGAGUCAGCUGAAAAUGUGACUAAUGGAAACCCUUCUCCUCUGGAAGCUCUGCUGGCGGGAGAAGAGGGCUUCCCACCGAUGCUGGACAUUCCUCCAGAUGCUGAUGAUGAGACUAUGGUGGAGCUGGCAAUUGCACUUAGCCUGCAGCAAGAUCAGCAAGGCAGCAGCAGCAGUGCACUUGGCCUACAAAGCCUGGGGCUAUCUGGGCAGGCACCUAGCUCCUCCUCCUUGGAUGCAGGGACACUCUCUGAUACUACAGCUUCAGCUCCAGCCUCUGAUGAUGAAGGGAGCACAGCAGCAACAGAUGGAUCAACACUGCGGACAUCACCAGCAGAGCACGGUGGCAGUGUGGGGUCAGAGAGCGGGGGAAGUGCUGUUGAUUCUGUUGCCGGAGAACACUGUGUAUCUGGGCGCAGCAGUGCAUAUGGCGAUACAACGGCGGAGGGACAUCCUACAGGUCCAGGCAGUGUCAGCUCCAGCACUGGAGCAAUUAGUACCACUACGGGGCAGCAAGAAGGUGAAGGAUCGGAAGGAGAAGGUGAAACAGAUGGUGACCUACAUACAAGCAACCGGCUCCACAUGGUGCGACUGAUGUUACUUGAGAGACUCUUACAGCAUUUGCCACAGCUCCGUCAUGUUGGAGGCGUCCGAGCUAUUCCUUACAUGCAGGUAAUUUUAAUGCUGACUGCUGACUUGGAUGGAGAAGAUGAGAAAGACAAAGGAGCUUUAGACAAUUUGCUUUCCCAGCUUAUUGCCGAGCUGUGCAUGGACAAAAAGGACGUUUCUAAGAAAAAUGAUCGCAGCCCACUGAAUGAAGUGCAUUUGGUGAUCAUGAGACUUCUUAGCGUAUUUAUGUCACGAACAAAAUCCGGCUCAAAAUCUGCUUCUGAGGCUUCAUCACUGAUCUCCAAUGCCACAGCCACUGCAUUAUUAAGUUCAGGAGCCAUUGACUAUUGUCUUCACGUUCUUAAAUCAUUGUUGGAUUACUGGAAAACACAGCAGGGUGAAGAAGAAACUGUAGCAACAAGUCAACUCCUGAAACCACAUACUUCUUCAUCACCACCAGACAUGAGCCCAUUUUUCUUGCGACAAUAUGUGAAGGGGCAUGCUGCGGAUGUGUUUGAGGCAUACUCACAGCUCCUGACUGAAAUGGUGCUGAGGUUACCAUACCAAAUCAAGAAGAUUGCUGAUGCAAACUCUCGGAUUCCCCCACCUAUUUUCGACCACUCUUGGUUCUACUUCCUGUCUGAAUAUCUCAUGAUCCAGCAGACACCAUUUGUGCGUCGUCAAGUUCGCAAACUGCUUUUGUUCAUUUGUGGGUCAAAGGAAAAGUACCGUCAGCUACGUGACCUACACACACUUGACUCUCAUGUUCGAGGAAUUAAGAGGCUGCUGGAGGAGCAGGGGAUCCAUCUGAGAGGUGGUGUAGUUACAGCUUCAUCAGGAUCUGCUCUGCAGUAUGACACACUCAUUAGCUUGAUGGAGCACUUAAAGGCCUGUGCUGAGAUUGCCAGCCAACGAACAGUGAACUGGCAAAAAUUCUGCCUGAAGGAUGAUUCUGUUCUGUAUUUCUUACUUCAGGUUAGUUUUCUUGUGGAUGAAGGAGUCUCUCCAGUUCUCCUGCAGUUGCUUUCCUGUGCAUUAUGUGGCAGUAAAGUGGUCUCCACAACAACAUCCAGCAGCACUGGGGGUACUGGGACAGCCACUACCUCCUCCAGCUCAGGGCAGUCUGGAUCUCAAUCCAAGUCAUCUAGUAAAAAAAGCAAGAAAGAGGAGCGAGAGAAGGAAAAGGAUGAGAACACAAGCAGCCAGGAAGAUCAGCUCUGCACAGCAUUGGUCAAUCAACUGAAUAAAUUUGCGGACAAAGAAACAUUGAUUCAGUUUUUAAGAUGUUUCCUGUUGGAGUCAAAUUCCUCAGCUGUGCGUUGGCAGGCUCACUGCCUUACUCUACAUAUAUAUAGGAGUUCUGGAAAAUCACAACAGGAGCUUUUACUGGACCUGAUGUGGUCAAUUUGGCCAGAGCUCCCAGCUUAUGGACGCAAGGCCGCACAGUUUGUGGAUCUGCUGGGAUACUUCUCACUCAAGACUCAACAGACGGAAAAAAAGCUGAAAGAGUAUUCACACAAGGCAGUGGAGAUCCUUCGCACUCAAAACCAUAUUCUCACCAACCACCCCAACUCUAACAUUUAUAACAUGCUGUCCGGUCUGGUUGAAUUUGAUGGCUACUACCUGGAGAGUGAUCCAUGUUUAGUAUGUAAUAACCCGGAGGUGCCAUUCACUAAUAUAAAGCUUUCAUCAAUCAAGGUGGAUACUCGCUAUACAACUACACAACAAGUAGUAAAACUGAUUGGCAGUCACACAAUCAGCAAAGUAACUGUAAAGAUUGGAGAUUUAAAACGUACGAAGAUGGUUCGUACUAUUAACCUGUAUUACAACAAUAGGACUGUUCAGGCUAUUGUAGAACUAAAAAACAAGCCUGCUCGAUGGCACAAGGCAAAAAAAGUCCAACUAACACCAGGGCAGACAGAGGUAAAGAUUGAUUUACCACUUCCCAUUGUGGCAUCCAACCUUAUGAUUGAGUUUGCAGACUUCUAUGAGAAUUACCAGGCAUCAACUGAGACCCUACAGUGUCCACGCUGCAGUGCAUCUGUUCCAGCUAAUCCAGGUGUUUGCGGUAACUGUGGCGAGAAUGUUUACCAGUGUCACAAAUGCAGAUCUAUUAACUAUGAUGAGAAAGAUCCAUUUUUGUGCAAUGCAUGUGGCUUCUGCAAGUAUGCACGAUUUGAUUUUAUGCUUUAUGCCAAACCGUGUUGUGCAGUGGAUCCAAUCGAAAAUGAAGAGGAUAGAAAGAAGGCAGUGACAAACAUAAAUACUUUAUUGGAUAAAGCUGAUCGUGUUUAUCAUCAGCUGAUGGGACACAGGCCACAGCUUGAAACUUUGUUGGUGAAAGUCAGUGAGGCUGCUCCUGAGAAACCACAGGAUGAUUCCAAUGCUGUUACUGGAAUCAGCUCAACAGCAGCCAGUGUGAAUCGUUAUAUUCAGCAACUGGCACAAGAGUAUUGUGGAGACUGCAAGACAUCCUUUGAUGAGCUAUCCAAAAUCAUUCAGAAAGUUCUGGCUUCACGGAAGGAACUGCUGGAAUAUGAUCUUCAGCAGCGGGAAGCUGCUACAAAGUCUUCACGAUCCACAGCACAGCCCACAUUCACCGCGAGUCAAUAUCGGGCCCUCUCUGUCCUUGGCUGUGGACAUACCUCUUCAACAAAGUGUUAUGGCUGUGCCUCAGCUGUUACUGAGCAUUGUAUAACACUCCUUCGCGCCCUCGCUACAAAUAGCACCAUCAGACAGAUUCUGGUUUCUCAGGGUCUUAUCCGUGAGCUGUUUGAUUAUAACCUGCGGAGAGGCACAGCCUCAAUGAGAGAGGAAGUCAGACAACUGAUGUGCUUGUUAACAAGAGACAACCCCGAGGCAACACAGCAAAUGAAUGAUCUGAUAAUUGCCAAGGUUUCAACUGCACUGAAAGGACACUGGGCUAACCCGGAUUUGGCCAGCAGUCUUCAGUAUGAGAUGCUGUUACUGACAGAUUCAAUUUCAAAAGAAGAUGCAUGCUGGGAACUGCGACUCCGAUGUGCACUAAGUUUGUAUCUAAUGGCCGUGAACAUAAAGACCCCCGUGGUGGUUGAAAAUAUCACUCUGAUGUGUCUGCGUAUUCUACAACGACUGAUUAAACCACCUGCCCCAACUAGCAAGAAAAACAAGGACAUCUCUGUUGAUACACUUACAACUGUCAGACCUUAUAGCAAUGAGAUACAUGCACAGGCUCAGGCAUGGCUUAAGAAAGAUCCCAAGGCAUCAUAUGAAGCUUGGAAGAAGUGUCUACCUGCCAGAGGCCUGGACACGGAAGGAAAAACCCAGAGUAAAACUGAGCUGCGACACCUUUACCUCAUGGAGAAGUAUGUUUGGAAAUGGAAGCAGUUCCUGAGCAAACGCGGGAAGAGAAAUUCUCCACUAGACCUCAAACUGGGACAUAAUAACUGGCUCAGACAGGUUUUGUUCACUCCUGCCACACAAGCUGCACGACAGGCUGCUUGUACAAUUGUGGAGGCACUGACCACCAUUCCAAGCCGCAAACAACAGGUCCUUGAUCUUCUCACCAGUUACCUUGAUGAACUUAGUGUUGCUGGGGAAUGUGCAGCUGAGUAUCUCGCACUCUAUCAGAAGCUUAUUAAACCAGCUCAUUGGAAGAUAUAUCUGGCAGCUCGGGGAGUGCUGCCAUACAUUGGAAACCUGAUAACUAAGGAAAUUGCUCAUUUACUAGCACUGGAGGAGGCAACUCUCAGCACUGACUUGCAACAGGGAUAUGCAUUAAAAAGCCUUACUGCCUUGCUUUCAUCCUUUGUGGAGGUGGAAUCAAUAAAACGUCAUUUCAAGAGCCGCCUGGUGGGCACAGUGCUCAAUGGUUACUUGUGUCUGCGAAAACUUGUGGUCCAACGAACAAAACUUAUUGAUGAGACACAAGACAUGUUGCUGGAGAUGUUGGAGGAUAUGACAACAGGCACAGAGUCAGAAACAAAGGCAUUCAUGGCUGUCUGCAUUGAAACAGCUAAGCGAUACAGUCUUGAUGAUUACCGAACACCAGUCUUCAUCUUUGAGCGGUUAUGCAGCAUUAUCUACCCAGAGGAAAAUGAAGUGACAGAAUUCUUUGUGACCUUGGAAAAGGAUCCUCAGCAGGAAGAUUUCCUUCAGGGCAGAAUGCCAGGAAAUCCCUACAGCAGCAACGAGCCUGGCAUUGGGCCUCUCAUGAGAGACAUCAAGAAUAAGAUUUGUCAGGACUGCGACCUUGUAGCACUGCUAGAAGAUGACAGUGGGAUGGAGCUCCUAGUAAACAAUAAAAUCAUCAGCUUGGAUCUGCCUGUGGCUGAAGUGUAUAAAAAGGUCUGGUGUCCUGCUAAUGAGGGGGAACCAAUGCGUAUAAUCUACCGAAUGCGAGGGCUUCUAGGGGAUGCAACUGAGGAGUUUAUUGAAUCAUUGGAUUCAACUACAGAUGAGGAAGAGGAUGAGGAGGAAGUGUAUAAAAUGGCAGGAGUAAUGGCCCAGUGUGGUGGCCUUGAAUGUAUGCUAACCAGAUUGGCUGGGAUCAAAGACUUCAAGCAAGGUCGCCACCUUUUAACUGUGCUGCUGAAGCUGUUCAGUUAUUGUGUAAAGGUGAAGGUUAAUCGGCAGCAACUGAUUAAACCAGAAAUGAACCCACUUAAUGUAAUGCUGGGAACACUCAACUUGGCACUGCUGGCUGAACAGGAGAGUAAAGAUAGUGGGGGUGCAACUGUUGCUGAGCAAGUGCUGAGCAUCAUGGAGAUAAUUCUAGACGAAGCAAAUGCGGAGCCACUGACCGAGGACAGGGGUAACCUGCUGCUAACAGGAGACAAAGAUCAAUUAGUGAUGUUGCUAGACCAGAUAACUUCAACGUUUGUCCGUUCCAAUCCAAGCGUACUCCAAGGACUGCUGCGCAUUAUCCCGUACUUGUCCUUCGGAGAAUUAGAAAAAAUGCAGAUUCUUGUUGAUCGAUUUAAACCUUACUGUAAUUUUGACAAAUAUGAUGAAGAGCAUAACACAGAUGACAAGGUUUUCCUGGAUUGUUUCUGUAAAAUUGCUGGAGGCAUAAAAAACAAUAGCAAUGGACAUCAAUUGAAGGACCUCAUCCUGCAGAAGGGAAUUACCCAGAAUGCUUUAGAAUAUAUCCGGAAGCAUAUUCCAAGUGCAAAGAAUCUUGAUGCAGAUGUGUGGAAGAAAUUCUUAGCAAAACCAUCUCUUCCUUUUAUUCUUCGCCUACUGCGGGGACUGGCUAUGCAGCACCCCCCCACACAAAUGUUAAUUGGAAUGGACUCCAUCACAAACUUGCAUAAAUUGGAGCAGGUUUCCAGUGAUGAAGGCAUUGGGACUCUGGCUGAAAACCUGCUGGAAGCCCUGCGGGAACACCCAGAGGUCAACAGGAAAAUUGAAGCAGCACGAAAAGAGACACGGGCAGAAAAGAAACGAAUGGCAAUGGCUAUGCGGCAGAAAGCAUUGGGCACGCUUGGAAUGACGACGAAUGAAAAAGGCCAGGUGGUCACCACAACAACAUUACUGAAGCAGAUGGAAGAACUGAUUGAGGAACCAGGCUUGACCUGCUGCAUUUGCCGUGAAGGUUAUAAAUUUCAGCCAACCAAGGUGUUGGGGAUUUACACCUUCACAAAGCGUGUUGCAAUUGAAGAAUUCGAAAACAAACCACGGAAACAGCAGGGAUACAGUACCGUCUCACAUUUUAAUAUUGUCCACUAUGAUUGCCAUCUUGCUGCUGUCAGGUUGGCACGUGGUCGAGAGGAGUGGGAAAGCGCUGCGUUACAAAAUGCAAACACCAAGUGUAAUGGAUUGCUUCCUGUGUGGGGUCCACAUGUACCAGAAUCUGCAUUUGCUACAUGUUUGGCAAGACACAACACCUACUUACAAGAAUGCACUGGCCAGCGUGAACCCACCUACCAACUAAAUGUUCAUGAUAUUAAACUACUCUUCCUGCGUUUUGCAAUGGAACAGUCAUUUAGUGUUGAUACUGGUGGUGGAGGCAGAGAGAGCAACAUCCAUCUAAUCCCUUACAUAAUGCACACAGUUCUCUAUGUCCUUAACACGACACGGGCAACGUCAAGAGAAGAGAAAAAUCUACAAAGUUUCUUGGAACAGCCAAAGGAGAAAUGGGUUGAAAAUGCUUUUGAGGUGGAUGGAGCAAACUAUUUUACAGUCUUGGCACUGCACGUUUUCCCACCCGAGAAAUGGAAAGCUGUUCGUGUUGAUUUUCUAAAACGUCUCCUGGUCACUGCCCAAGCAAGGAAAGCAUCGCCUAGUGGUUCCAACAAACUAUCUGACAAGACGGUGAAGGAAUACUCUGUGUACCGGCCUGCACUGCUCUGCUGGGGAUUAGUGGACCUUAUUUAUGGUAUUUUCAAGAAGGUUCCAACAAGUAACACAGAGGGUGGCUGGUCUUACUCUCUUGCUGAAUACAUUCGACACAAUGACAUGCCGAUUUAUGAGACAACAGAAAGAUCCCUCAGAAUUUUCCAGGAUGAAUUCAUGACUGCUGAAUCCUUUGCUGAAUUCCUAGAUGCUGCAGGUCUCUUAUCAGAAAUUGAAGAUCCUGACAAUUUCCUGAAAGAUCUCUUUAACUCUGUUCCCUAGAAUGUUCCAAGUUAAUCUGCUUUAAAACAAAGCAAAUAUUUAACUGUACUUUUAGAAAUACUGAGUUUGAAUUUUCACUUCUGAAAUGAUUGAAAUUAAUUUUAGGCUCAGUUCUUCAGCAAUGCUUAUUUAGUUACUACUUUUUUCUGUGUGAUUGUUCUGGAUUUAAGAUUUUAACGUGUACAAAGUAAUGGUCGUUUAGCCUGACUGCAUGAAGUACAUUUGGUUUAAAUUCCUAUUUUGUUCUUGUAUCCAGUACUUCAGUGAAACAAGACACCAAUUUAAAUGUUAUGCGAAAACUCUGGUUCAUUAUUACAUCCAAUAAAAUUAAAUCAUGAUU
Messenger RNA from Mobula hypostoma (lesser devil ray), 15941 nucleotides. RefSeq names its product ubiquitin protein ligase E3 component n-recognin 4 (gene ubr4). Gene Ontology annotation, cellular component: cytosol; membrane; centrosome. Gene Ontology annotation, molecular function: ubiquitin-protein transferase activity; zinc ion binding; protein binding. The transcript is spliced from 107 exons. The record is from RefSeq and is a predicted model, not a curated record. Lineage: Eukaryota; Metazoa; Chordata; Chondrichthyes; Myliobatiformes; Myliobatidae. Gene Ontology annotation, biological process: ubiquitin-dependent protein catabolic process. Bases 38 to 15601 code for a protein of 5187 amino acids.